Armigeres subalbatus is the source of this 2157-nucleotide messenger RNA. RefSeq names its product BTB/POZ domain-containing protein 10 (gene mri). Gene Ontology annotation, molecular function: protein binding. The record is from RefSeq and is a predicted model, not a curated record. The transcript has 5 exons. NCBI's taxonomy places the organism in Eukaryota, Metazoa, Arthropoda, Insecta, Diptera, Culicidae. Gene Ontology annotation, biological process: positive regulation of phosphorylation. Gene Ontology annotation, cellular component: cytoplasm. The coding region runs from base 352 to 1629 and encodes 425 amino acids.
AUUCAAAAGACAAAAGAAUGGUUGAGAUGCAGUGGAAAAAAUGCAAACAAAAAAAGUGAUAGGUUGAAGAGCAGAAAAAUUGCAAUCUUUAUUUUCUUCUUCGGUAAUUGGAGAACAUUUUGCUGCACAUAAAUUGGUGUUGGUUCUCAAAUUUAGCAAAGAAUUUAAAAUCUAGUUAUCGGACUGCGGUCGUACAAAGGUAAGAGAAAAACGCACCCAACUCCUCCCCGCAGAUCAGGACCUUCUUCGUUGCUCCUCACAAUACCUAGCAGCACAAGCAGAGUGGAUAGGCUCGGGUUAUUGUGGUCAGGCUACUUUGUUCAGAUCAGCAGUUGGAUCAAACGAUUGGUGAUGGAAUUAUCGCAGCAGCAGCGCAAACAAAAUUCUACGACCUCCUCUUCUUCCGGUGCGUCUCCUGCUGGGAACAGCGCAGGAGUCGGAGCCAGCGGUGGCCCUGGCAACAACAACUACGACAGUUCUCACAGCAGCAGCAACACCGAAGACUACAACACCGAGACUGACGAUCGGCGCCGUCGGAUCAUGAAGAACCGUGCGAGAAACAACCGCUUAAUGCAAGCGCACCAACACCAACAAAGCUCGGCAGCACUAUCCAAGGCAUCAUCCACUAUCAAGAAGCAACUGGACCCUGAAGAUCGCAUCACACUGGUCGUCGACAACACAACGUUCUCGAUCAAUCCAUCGCUGUUCACGGCCCACCCGAACACAAUGCUGGGCCGGAUGUUCAGCUCCGGUAUGGACUUCACGCAUCCGAACGACCGCGGGGAGUACGAAGUGGCCGACGGAAUUUCGCACACCGUCUUCCGGGCCAUACUGGAGUACUACCGGAACGGUGUCAUUCGAUGUCCACCGACCGUCUCCGUGCAGGAGCUGCGCGAGGCCUGUGACUAUCUGCUGAUCCCGUUUACGGCCGAAACCAUCCGGUGCCAGAAUCUGCGCGGAUUGUUGCACGAGCUAAGCAACGAGGGUGCUCGCGAACAGUUCGAAGUUUUCCUGGAAUCAUUGAUCCUGCCACUGAUGGUCGCUUCCGCUGAACGCGGCGAUCGUGAAUGCCACGUAGUAGUUCUUUCAGAUGACGACGUUGUCGAUUGGGAUGAAGAAUAUCCUCCUCAGAUGGGCGAAGAGUACUGCCAAACUGUGUCCAGCACUGUCAUGUAUCGUUUCUUCAAAUAUAUUGAAAACCGUGACGUGGCCAAGCAGGUACUGAAGGAUCGAGGUUUAAAGAAGAUUCGACUUGGCAUCGAGGGCUAUCCAACGUACAAGGAGAAGAUCAAGAAACGGGCCAGCGGUCGAGUCGAGGUGAUUUACAAUUACUUGCAGCGACCGUUCAUUCACAUGUCGUGGGAAAAGGAGGAGGCCAAGAGUCGCCACGUGGACUUCCAGUGCGUCAAGUCAAAAUCGGUGACAAAUCUGGCUGAAGCCACGGCUGAUCCGGCACUGGAACGAGAUUCAGCCGGGAAUCCUUUAUCACAACGUCAUUUCGACAUCUCAAACGAGCCGGACGUAGAUGCGAUUCGGCCCAUCGCGGCGGCCAUCGCCAUCGAUGGCGAAGAAGGAGCCAUUGGCGGGAUGGUGAAUCUGGAGGACGUGGCCGGAUCGGACGAGCCGUAGGCGAAAAACAAGCAGAAGCAUCAGCACAUUAUUAUAGACGAAUAAUUAACCAAAUAAUUUGAAUGACAUAGUUUGAUCGAUGGUAAAUUGCUGUUCACAGGACUAAAACACGCUGAAAUAGCUGUUCGAAAAAUAAGAAGAAUCAAUUUUUAGUUUCGAAGGGCAGAAGUCAUGAAUGCAGUGGAAUAAUCUUUGCUUAUACUAUUUUAAUCGUUUCUCGAUAAUUGAAUAUCGUUUAAUCAAUUCUGUUUUUAUACAUUAUUUUUCUCAAGACAUUAAAUAAUAAUCAUAAAUUUAAACAUUGCGAAAAAAAAUUGUUAGGAUCGUAAUAUUAUUAAAAAUUCGUCCGUUGCUUGUGGAUUUAAUUAUUUUUUAUUAAACAAAUAACCAUAUAAUGGACAGACAACAGUUAAAACAAUAAAAUUUACAUCCUCUUCGAUUGUCCUCCAUCUUACAAUUAUUUAAUACUUAUCUAUUAUCAAUAAAACAAAUUAAACUGGAAUAAAUUACAUAUUUAUGUUGCUAGUA